AUGUCGCGGAGAGUUUCAUUGCCCAGUCGGCUCUAUCUGGUAUCCUUCCCCAACUCGACCCGAAGCAAUUUGGACCUUACUAACGAGAUCUUCAAGGCUACAGACAAGACAGAUAUACUGUGCUCCUUAGUAUCAACAGACUUUAGUAAAGUGUUUGAUCGCGUUAACCACAACGUUGCCAUUCAACGUCUGAUCGAUCUAGGCCUGAGGCCCUCAAUUACAAGCUGGAUAGUCGACUUUCUCAGAAACAGACAACAAGCAGUUCGGUACCAUGGUGCGCUUUCCGAGAAAAUCACCGUUACCUGUGGCCUACCUCAGAUCCCUGUCAAGUGGUUAGAACUAAAGUCUAAGCUGCAGGAUAUGUACAAGGAAGGUAGGAGAUACUGCAGCCUGCAGGAAGUCAUGGAAGCAAUCGGCAGUCCGCCCAAGACAACCACAACAGAAGAGAACGCCAUCAGCAUCCUGACCUUCUGGCACCUUUGUGGCGACAUCAUCUACUUCCCGGUCCAGAACCUCCGCAACUUCGUGAUCCUGGAACCACAGUGGUUCGUGGACGUCUGCAAAACCAUCAUCACAAUCCCGCAGUACCGAGAUCGUGAAGUGAAAGAUGAAUGGGACAGGCUGCAGGAGACAGGGGAGUUGCGAGAUCACUUGAUAGAUUACGUGUGGAGUCACCGAGAAGAAGCCCUGCGGUACAACUUGAUGGAACACAAGCAAGAGCUGCUGGACAUGAUGGAGAAGUUUGAUCUGGUCCUUCGAUGCCAUGGGCGCAGCGAGGAAGAGACCGGUCCAAAGUGUGAUGUUGCCGGGGAAGCAACGUACUUCGUUCCAUCAUUACUCACGUCUGUAAAGGAUGAGAAGAAGCUCUACCCACCCGGUACAACAUGCAGCAAGCCGAUCUUCGUCGUGUUUGACGGCAAGUUCUGCCCUGUCGGCCAGUACCAUAGGAUGGUCAUCAGCAGUAUGCGUCGCUACCUCAGCGUCAAACCGCAGCUAGCGUAUGCGUCAUGUGCCAAGUUCAUCACAAGUAACAUCAAGAGGCAGACCUUCAUCCUCACAAAGGAAAAGUUCUUCCUGAAGGUUGGAUUGGUGUCUUCAGUGAAAGAUGAGGAAAGCUGCUUUAGCCAUGGCCCCAGUGUGAGGGAAGGUUUGGAGGAAGAUUUGACAGACAUCAUCAACAAGUGGGUUCCAGGCAUCCGGUACAAGUGGUGCGUCAGGUGCGGCUGUGAGGGCCACAGGGAGAAGGAAGAUGCUGACAGUUUCCUCCUUAUAGAAGAUCUCAGCGCUACCGAACACUUCAAGAGUGGUGAAAUCGUCUGUGAGACGUACGCACCUGCAACUACAACCGUCAAGGAAGCUGGCCUUUCCGACUGGUUCCGAAACCCAGUGCCGCAGACUGCAGAGGAAACGUUGGCUUAUCCAGGAAGCCUACCGACAGUUUCUCAGGACUACUUCCACCUGGUUGUGAGGGAGGUGUGUCCAAGAUGGAGAGAGCUCGCCUUCCGCCUCAACCUCUCACCUGCAAAUGUUGAGGAGAUCGAUGAGCGACACCGGGGAGAGCCACGGAAGUGCUGCAGGGCUGUCUGUGACCGCUGGGUUCAGCUGAACGGCAGCAGUGCGACGGUGGAAGUGCUGAAAGACGCGCUCAUGUCAAUCGGAGAGGUGCCGACGGCAGAGAAUAUCGACGAGUGA
Messenger RNA from Branchiostoma floridae (Florida lancelet), 1692 nucleotides. RefSeq lists its product as uncharacterized. The transcript is spliced from 3 exons. The coding region runs from base 1 to 1692 and encodes 563 amino acids. Gene Ontology annotation, biological process: signal transduction. NCBI's taxonomy places the organism in Eukaryota, Metazoa, Chordata, Leptocardii, Amphioxiformes, Branchiostomatidae. The record is from RefSeq and is a predicted model, not a curated record. Gene Ontology annotation, molecular function: protein binding.